Vespa mandarinia (Asian giant hornet) is the source of this 2955-nucleotide messenger RNA. It is a transcript of the gene mnd, whose product is annotated as L-type amino acid transporter minidiscs. Gene Ontology annotation, cellular component: membrane. Gene Ontology annotation, biological process: amino acid transmembrane transport. The record is from RefSeq and is a predicted model, not a curated record. NCBI's taxonomy places the organism in Eukaryota, Metazoa, Arthropoda, Insecta, Hymenoptera, Vespidae. Gene Ontology annotation, molecular function: L-amino acid transmembrane transporter activity.
AACUUUGAUUAAGAAUUAUCUAAGUUUACAAGAAAGAAAAAAAAAACUAAUGUAAUCUACAAAAUAGAAAUGAAAAUAAUGGAAAUGCGGUGAAGGAAGAAAUACGACUGAGAUAUGUCCGCGUCUCGAAGGAAAAUAAGAACGCCGAGGUUAUCCGAAAAAAUCCGAAUAGCGACGGAACGAAACGAAAGUAGGGAAGCGCGCAUUUUUCAUUUCGGCGGGGACUAAUGAAGUAAGCCGAACGUUGACGUUCUUCGUUUCGGCGGUGACCAACGAAGUGAACCGAACGUUGGCUUUCUCCCCACUGAUACUUGCCUCCCACCCACCCAAUACUUUCCCCCCACCGUAAAGCUCGUCAGAACCACAUGUGCGAAGAGCACGCGUUCGUUUCGUUUGUAUGUACGUUUGAAAGAGGUAUGGUCACAAGAAUUCGAACCUUUGAGUGGGUCGUAACAAAACGACGUUGCCGAAAAAAUCUUAAUUUAAUAUUCUCUUAUAUAUUGAAUCAUUUUCAUUUGAAAAUAAUAAUAAUCACCUAAAAAUGCCGGACAAAGUAGCACCAGCCGAAAGGCAAGUGAUGGUGCUUCAUACUUCGAAAAAAAAUAUUUCCGAAGAUAAGAAUAAAGACAGUGGUGUGAAAUUGAAAAAAGAAUUAGGAUUACUCGAUGGCGUUGCAAUAAUCGUUGGUAUCAUCGUUGGUGCUGGCAUUUUUGUUUCACCUAAAGGAGUCCUUACUAAUAGUGGCAGCGUUGGCCAAGCUCUCAUCGUUUGGAUUUUCUCUGGUUUACUUUCACUUGUCGGUGCUCUCUGUUAUGCCGAAUUAGGUACGAUGAUACCAAAAUCAGGUGGUGACUAUGCCUAUAUUAGCGAUGCGUUUGGAUCAUUACCAGCAUUUCUUUAUCUAUGGGUUGCAUUAUUUAUUCUCGUUCCAACCGGAAACGCUAUUACUGCACUUACGUUUGCACAAUACAUUUUACAACCUGCUUGGCCAGGUUGUAAGCCACCAUAUGCAGCUGUAAGACUUCUUGCAGCAGUCGUUACAUGCUUGUUAACUGCAAUUAAUUGUUAUAAUGUUAAAUGGGCAACAAGGGUUCAGGAUAUAUUUACUGGUACAAAGAUCUUUGCCUUGAUCAUCAUCAUGGUUGCUGGUUUCUGGUGGCUUUGUACUGGUCAUACAGAUAAUUUUCAUCAACCAAUGGCUGGAACAAAUACGCAACCUGGUUAUAUCGCGCUUGCUAUAUAUUCAGGAUUAUUUUCCUACUCUGGGUGGAAUUAUCUUAAUUUUGUCACAGAGGAAUUGAAAGAUCCUUACAAAAAUCUUCCAAAAGCAAUAUGCAUAUCUUUGCCAUUGGUGACAGUGAUUUAUGUCUUAGCAAAUGUCGCAUACUUCGUUGUCUUGACGCAAGAUGAGAUACUUGCAUCGAACGCAGUCGCUGUUACUUUUGGUGAUAAAUUAUUAGGAGUAAUGUCAUGGAUCAUGCCGUUUUUCGUAGCAUGCUCAACAUUCGGUGCAUUAAACGGUGCAAUCUUCGCUUCUUCAAGAUUAUUUUUCGUUGGGGCACGUAACGGUCAUUUGCCUACUGCCAUAGCACUCAUUAAUGUACAAAAUUUGACACCAAUGCCUUCCCUUAUAUUUCUGUGCAUUAUCACCCUGGCACUUCUGAUCAUAGAGGAUGUCUAUGUGCUGAUCAAUUAUGUUAGCUUCGUUGAAGCACUGUUCACCACGCUCUCAGUAUCUGGCCUCUUGUGGCUACGUUACAAAAGGCCCGAUCUUCAUCGACCGAUAAAGGUAUCUAUAGCUUUACCCGUAAUUUUCUUCAUAAUUUGUACAUUUUUGGUUAUUCUUCCUUGCUACGUUUCACCAUGGGAAGUAGGAGUAGGAAUAAUUAUUAUUUUAUCUGGAAUUCCUGUAUAUUCGAUUUUUAUAUACUGGAAAAACAAACCAAUUUGGCUAGUGUCAGCUUCACAUAAUUUUAACAUGUUUUGCGCGAAACUUUUUUUGUGCGUACAAGAAGAGAAAAAUGAUUGAAAAGGUAAGUGCGUUUUAUGGUCUUCUCUAGACAAUGCAAAUAUAUAUAUUUAUAAACGAUAAACUGACCUAAAGGAGCAAUAUUUCUUUUUUGUAUGCAAUAAUUAUUAUAUUAAUGGAAGUUCCUCUUGGCUAUAAUAAUUAAUGAUAUAUAAAAUAUAAUGAAUGAUUAUGAGUGAAUGAAGUUAAUUAUGAAUAUUUUAUAAAUAUAUAUAUAUAUCAAAAGUGUCAAUGAUGCUUCCAAAGUACUGCCAAAUUUGUAAAAUUUAAAAAUUGUUGAAAAGAUUUUUUAUUUUAACGUUAUUUAACUAGGCAAGAAAAGAAAAAUAACUAAAUUAUUUAAAUCGUUUAUAUGAAUGUGAGGCGAUUUCUUAUACUUUUAUGCAAAAAUAACUUUUUCAUGCAUUAUUUAAUAAAUCUUGAAAUGUUUUGCAUAUAGUUAAAGUAUUUAAUAAUGCAUUAAAAUAUUUAAUAUUAUAUAUUACGUGCAAACGCGAUUGAUGAUAAAUUUUGCUUGAUCAUAUAUAAUUGUACAUAUAACAAUCAAUUGAAUAAUGUAUAAUCUAUUCUUUUGCUAAAGAUAAUUAAGAUAUAUAUCUUAAUUAUCUUAUAUAUAUAUAUAUAUAUAUAUAUAUAUAUAUAUAUAUAUAAAUUUUUUACAUAAAAUAAUAAUUGUAAAUAUUACAUCAUCAGCCUUUGCGAGUCAAUUAUGUUUUGUCUAUUUAUAUUUAAUAAUAUGUAUUCGAUAUAUAAAUGAAUAUUAUGUUAAUAAUUAAUAUAUAUAUAUAUAUAUAUAUAUAUAUAUAUAUAUAUAUUUAUAUAUAUAUAUUGCGUGCGUCCAUGUGUGUGGGUAUAUGAGUGUGUGUAUGUAUAAAUGAGAUAGUUGGUAUAAAAAGUCAAAUAAAUGUAUAAGCGUUAUUUUUUAA